Molecule: messenger RNA, 3538 nt
Organism: Myotis lucifugus (little brown bat)
Lineage: Eukaryota; Metazoa; Chordata; Mammalia; Chiroptera; Vespertilionidae
Gene: NCOA4
Product: nuclear receptor coactivator 4
Exons: 10
Coding region: 124-1986 (620 amino acids)
Biological process (GO): intracellular iron ion homeostasis; response to hormone
Molecular function (GO): transcription coactivator activity
Source: RefSeq, a predicted model, not a curated record
CCCAUCAGCCAGCGGGGCGUGGUGUAAUCCAUGGGCGGAGACCUUCCUCACCCAGGUCCUGGAUAAAGCAGCCUCCGGCUCUCCUGGCAGCUUGUGGGGCCCUGGUCUUCAGGAACAGUGAAAAUGAGUACCUCACAGGACCAGAAUGGCUCCAGUAAGAGAGAACCCCUUCUGAGGUGUCGUGAUGCACAGAGGGACUUGGAGCUUGCCAUUGGUGGAGUUCUCCGGGCUGAACAGCAAAUUAAGGAUAACUUGCGAGAGAUCAAAGCCCAGAUUCACAGCUGCAUAAGCCGUCACUUGGAAUGCCUUCGAAGCCGGGAGGUGUGGUUGUAUGAACAGGUAGAUCUCAUCUAUCAGCUUAAAGAGGAGACACUUCAGCAGCAGGCCCAGCAGCUCUACUGGUUACUGGGCCAGUUCAAUUGUCUUAUUCAUCAACUGGAGUGCACCCAAAACAAAGAUCUAGCCAAUCAAGUGUCCGUGUGCCUGGAGAGACUGGGCAAUUUGACCCUCAAACCUGAAGAUUCGACUGUCCUACUCUUUGAAGCAGACACAACUGCUCUGCGCCAGACCAUCACCACGUUUGGGUCCCUCAAGACCAUCCAAAUUCCUGAGCAGUUGAUGGCUCAUGCUAGCUCAUCCAAUAUUGGGCCCUUCAUGGAGAAAAGAGGAUUUAUCCCAUUGCUAGAGCAGCAGAAGUCAGCAUCCAGCACCACAGCUGUCCCUCUCAGUGAAUGGCUCCUUGGAAGCAAACCGACCAAUGGUCAUCCAGCUCCUUACACACCCAGCACCAAUCUCCAGGACUGGCUCACCCAAAAGCAGACCUUUGAGAGUAGUCAGACUUCCUCCAGAACCUGCAGUGUCUUUAGUAAUGUCUGGGGCAACCUAAAGGGCUUGGAAAACUGGCUCCACAAGAGCCAACAAGAAGUUGUUCCUGAAAAACCAAAUUACGAAAAGGGUAACAGCUGUUCUACCACCAGUUCAUGCUCCAUUGAUACUGACAAGGUUGAAGAUCCAGAGCUUCUUGAUCAAGAUGAGAUGAGUCUUUCUGAUUGGCUGUUGACUGACCAGGACUCUCCAAAGCUGGAGAAGCCUGGGAAUGGCAGCUGUGAAACCAGUGAGAAGUUUAAGCGCCUGUUCCAGGUGUUCCAUGAGUCCUACAAUGUGAAUGAUUGGCUUGUCAAGUCCGAUUCCUGUACCAAUUGUCGGGGCAACCAGCCCAAAGGUGUGGAGAUUGAAAACCUGGGCAAUCUGAAGUGCCUGAAUGACCACAGUGAGGCCAAGAAAACCUUGUCCACUCCCAGCAUGGUUAUUGAGGAUUGGCUUGUCCGGAACCAUCAGGACCCAUAUAAAGUAGAGGAGGUCUGCAAAGCCAAUGAGCCCUGUACAAGCUUUGCAGAGUGUGUGUGUGAUGAAAAUUGUGAGAAGGAAGCCAUGUCUAAGUGGCUGCUGGAGAAAGAAGGAAAGGAUAAAAAUGGUAUGCCUGUGGAACCAAAAUUUGAAUCAGAGAAGCAUCCAGAUUCCCUGAAUAUGUGGCUCUGUCCUUCCAGGAGAGAGGCAGCAGAACAAGCUAAAAUAUCAAAGGCAAUGGCUGCUUCCAAAAUUGCUGAUUCCUUCAAAAUGAUAAGGAACAGUUCCUUGUCAGAGUGGCUCAUCAUACCCUCAUGCAAAGAGGCACAUCCCAAAGAUAGAGCUGGCAAACAAAAGCUUAUGAGUCCGGUGGCCACUUCCUGGUGUCCCUUCAAUACAGCUGACUGGGUCUUGCCAGGAAAGAAGACAGGAAACCUCAGCCAGUUAUCCUCAGGAGAAGACAAGUGGCUACUACGAAAGAAGGCCAAGGAAGUAUUACUUAAUUCACCCCUGCAGGAGGAACAUAACUUCCCCCCAGAACAUAACUAUGCCCUCCCAGCAGUUUGUGAUCUCUUUGCCUGUAUGCAGCUUAAAGUUGAUAAAGAAAAGUGGCUAUAUCGAACUCCUCUACAGAUGUGAAGGAAUGGAGUACUAGAAUCAAGCAACUUUUCUGCAAAUCAUCACAUUUCCAUGAGCCGAGUGACUGCAGCUUGCCAAAUCAUUGUGUUUCUGGGUGUGACCAGCCAGUUUAGUUCCUUUCCUGCCUAAUUUUGAACUAGUGAAGAGAAAUGUCAUCACUUAUGAAUUACUGUGUAAAAGAAAAAGGCUGUUUGUUGAUGCUGAGGUGAUUCAGUUUCUUCUUACAGUUCACCCCUACACUAGAAAGAAACACAGUAUCUUGGUGGAUAUUUCUUUCACAAGUCUCCAUGGCUCCUUAGAUUGUGUUGUUGUUAGUAUAUUCAAACUGUAGUUUUAAAAACGAACGAAAGAAUUCUAUAUUCAAGGUGUUGAUUUAAAGCUAGUCAACUUUCUUAACCUUUUGGUUACCCUUCUUUAGAUGCUUCCCUUGCUGUGGGUUUUUUCCAUUAGUGGUGGAAGUCAUUAUUUCUUCUGUUUAAGUAAUAUAUAGUAUAUUUCACACAAAUAAUUAACCUUGAGAAUAGUGAUUUUUUUUGGGGGGGUAAACCAAAAUGUGUGCCAACAUCUUGGCAAUUUUUGACAUUAAUUACAAAGCAUUUAACCCACAGGUCAGGUUCUACAUUUUCUUUUGUAAGAAAUUAAAGCUACUGUAAAUUUUGUAUUUAUUUCCUUAAGUGUUAUUAAAUUAUCUAGUGAGCUCUUUUAGAAAAGCUCUAAAUUGCUUUAAGAUGAUAUUCUGGGUAAUCCUAACCUAUUUGAAAAUAUUCUGAAGAAAUGCAAGCAAAAGAGCCCCAGUGCCGAUUAGUCAGAGAGCAAAAGGCAAAACAUGUUGGAAAUAUAGUACUUGAACUAUUCAUUAUCCUAAGGUUUGGUUAUUGGUGUAUCCUGUGUAAAUGGAAGUUGAGCUUGACAUUAACACUUGGUGCUUUUAACUAGGGAUAAAUUAAAUGUCCUUACUGCAAGCAGUGUACCUUGUACCUUUACCUCUAAAAGUGCAGUGAGCUGGCUGUUCUGAACACUUGUGCCUUGGGGUGUUUAUUGAAGUUUUAUGAAAACUGGUGUUUUCUCAAAAUUCUUAAAGUCAUGCCCACGAUUUAAAAAGUUUCUCUGUAGGAGAGAGAUGGGAUUUGUUUUUAAAUUCUUUGAUAAGCUGCUUUCCAGGCUUCUAAAUUAAGCCACUCAACUUGCCCUGGUAUAUGGUAUUGGAAAUACUUUAAAGUGUGUGAUGUUAUCAUCUAAAAGCUCCUUUGGGGAAAUUUCCGUCUUAACAGUGCCGUUUGCCAUACAGCUUCAUUGGAAUUCUUGAACCAUGGCUGGAAAAAGCCCUGUAUUAUUUUAUCUCCCCCAGACACCAUUUGGAACUUUAAUAAAGGUGGUGGGUAAAAACGUAAGGAGCCUUUCCCUUAUUUUAGGUUGCAGGAAACUUUGUAGUUUUUGAGGUUUAACACUGUGUAUUCCUACAUUUACAUUAAUCACUUUGCUAAUUAGUAUGUAAAAGUCUUUUGCAUUGAUGCAUUUUGUACUUCCCUCCAUUAAAAGUCUAACAGCCAUA